Molecule: messenger RNA, 459 nt
Organism: Iphiclides podalirius (scarce swallowtail)
Lineage: Eukaryota; Metazoa; Arthropoda; Insecta; Lepidoptera; Papilionidae
Source: the annotation of a GenBank genome assembly
AUGCAGAAAUAUUCGAAUUUGGAAUCGUCUGAUCAUCAACACCUGGAUGCUGAAAUGCAAGGUAAUAUGCGUUUGUUCCGAGCGCAGAGGAAUUUCUAUAUCUCCGGAUUUGCGCUGUUCCUUCUUAUUGUAAUCCGUCGCCUUGUGCAAUUGAUUUCUGAACUUGCCACCGUUCUUGCAACAUCAGAAGCUAAUUUCCGUCAAGCGCAAAGCGCCACCGUUGCUGCUAAGUCGCUUUUGGAGCAACAGGGAUCUGGUGACGAGAAGAAUAAGAUGGAGCUUGAAGAACUAAAGUCUCAGAUAAUCCAGCUAGAAAAAGAAUUGGCUAGGGAGAAGAAAGACAAAGAGGCUGUUAAAUCUCAGGCUGAAAGCCUUAACAAAGAAUAUGAUAGGCUUGCCGAAGAGCAUAGUGUACUUCAGAAGAAAAUUACAAUUGCUAGUGGUGAUAAGAAAGAUGAC